This is a messenger RNA of Gracilinanus agilis (Agile Gracile Mouse Opossum), 447 nucleotides long. RefSeq names its product translocase of inner mitochondrial membrane 8 homolog B (gene TIMM8B). The transcript is spliced from 2 exons. NCBI's taxonomy places the organism in Eukaryota, Metazoa, Chordata, Mammalia, Didelphimorphia, Didelphidae. The record is from RefSeq and is a predicted model, not a curated record. The coding region runs from base 3 to 254 and encodes 83 amino acids.
ACAUGGCGGAAUUGGCCGAAGCCGAUGAGGCCGAACUGCAGCGUUUGGUGGCGGUAGAACAGCAGAAGGCGCAGUUCACUGCACAGGUACACCACUUCAUGGAUUUAUGCUGGGAUAAAUGUGUGGAAAAACCAGGAAGCCGUCUAGAUUCUCGAACUGAAAAUUGCCUUGCCAGUUGUGUGGACCGAUUCAUUGAUACUACUCUUACCAUCACAAGCCGAUUUGCUCAGAUCGUGCAAAAAGGGAACCAAUAGGCUAACCUUUAUCUCCACACUAAAGGGGGGAAAUGAAUGGAAGAAAAAAAAUCUAUAACUGAACAGUUUAUAUACCAUGGUAGACAUCUUUUGUGAAAGGGUGAUGAAACUAUGAUCAGAUCAACUUUGAGCUAUUUAAAAUUUAAAAAAUAACAAGAGAUGUUCAAAAAGUGAAAUUUCUUUAUUUGGAAUU